GGCAGCGGGCGGCGGCGGCAUGGCGGAGAGCGAGGCCGAGACCCCCAGCACCCCGGGGGAGUUCGAGAGCAAGUACUUCGAGUUCCACGGCGUGCGGCUGCCGCCCUUCUGCCGCGGGAAGAUGGAGGAGAUCGCCAACUUCCCGGUGCGGCCCAGCGACGUGUGGAUCGUCACCUACCCCAAGUCCGGCACCAGCUUGCUGCAGGAGGUGGUCUACCUGGUCAGUCAGGGAGCUGACCCCGACGAGAUCGGCCUGAUGAACAUCGACGAGCAGCUUCCGGUCUUGGAGUACCCGCAGCCCGGCCUGGACAUCAUCAAAGAGCUGACGUCUCCACGCCUCAUCAAGAGCCACCUGCCCUACCGCUUCCUGCCCUCCGACCUCCACAACGGGGACUCCAAGGUCAUCUACAUGGCUCGCAACCCCAAGGACCUGGUGGUGUCCUACUACCAGUUCCACCGCUCCCUGCGCACCAUGAGCUACCGGGGCACCUUCCAGGAGUUCUGCCGGAGGUUCAUGAAUGACAAGUUGGGCUACGGCUCCUGGUUCGAGCACGUGCAGGAGUUCUGGGAGCACCGGAUGGACGGGAACGUGCUGUUCCUCAAGUAUGAAGACAUGCACCGGGACCUGGUGACGAUGGUGGAGCAGCUGGCCAGAUUCCUGGGGGUGCCCUGCGACAAGGCCCAGCUGGAGUCCCUGAUCGAGCACUGCCACCAGCUGGUGGACCAGUGCUGCAACGCUGAGGCCCUGCCUGUGGGCCGGGGACGAGUCGGGCUGUGGAAGGACAUCUUCACCGUCUCCAUGAACGAGAAGUUCGACCUGGUGUACAAACAGAAGAUGGGCAAGUGCGACCUCACCUUUGAGUUCUAUUUGUAACCACAGAACAGCCCACCUGCAUGUCACAAUACCCAGACACUGUAUAGCUCCAAGUCCCGUGCGCCUCCACCUCUCGCUGGCCGGACGCACCCUGGGAGCAGCGUGUGCAGAGCAGGGGACGUGCACGGGGCCGCGUGCCGUAGUGUCCGUAGCACACGCGGCUGGGACGGCCGCCUUUGGCAGCCCCGCGUCCCUCGUUGUGUUUUUCGGAGCUUCUCACUGGAAAUCGCAAAUGUCAGUAAGCCAAAUAAAAGUGCGGCCCCGAGGGAGAGCGCGAGCGAGCGCGGCGGCA
This is a messenger RNA of Lepus europaeus (European hare), 1166 nucleotides long. It is a transcript of the gene SULT4A1, whose product is annotated as sulfotransferase family 4A member 1. The coding region runs from base 20 to 874 and encodes 284 amino acids. Gene Ontology annotation, cellular component: cytoplasm. NCBI's taxonomy places the organism in Eukaryota, Metazoa, Chordata, Mammalia, Lagomorpha, Leporidae. The transcript has 7 exons. Gene Ontology annotation, molecular function: sulfotransferase activity. Gene Ontology annotation, biological process: sulfation. The record is from RefSeq and is a predicted model, not a curated record.